Marmota monax (woodchuck) is the source of this 8583-nucleotide messenger RNA. It is a transcript of the gene Lmbrd2, whose product is annotated as LMBR1 domain containing 2. Gene Ontology annotation, biological process: adrenergic receptor signaling pathway. Gene Ontology annotation, cellular component: membrane. Bases 416 to 2488 code for a protein of 690 amino acids. The record is from RefSeq and is a predicted model, not a curated record. The transcript is spliced from 19 exons. NCBI's taxonomy places the organism in Eukaryota, Metazoa, Chordata, Mammalia, Rodentia, Sciuridae.
AGGCGGGGAAACGGAAGUGGGCGGAGCUCCGACUGACUGGGAAAUGUCAGCUGCUUGACUGUGGACGAGUUUUCCUUUCCCGGGAAUCCGAAGGCCUUCUGGUGACCGCCACCGCCGUCGCCUGUGCUCGUGGGUCUCAGACCCUGGACGGCUGUGGCGGACGUGGAGCUUCUCUGUCCUUUCCAGACGCUGUCUGGCGAGAUCGGACGAUAUUUCUUGAAUACCUACUAUAUGCCAAACACAACUCCAGAUACUUAGGAUAUGGUAUGGAUAAAAUAGUUAAGUGCUACUGUCUUGGAAUCUAGGGAAGGAAAAAUAAAGGGAGACAAUGUAUACAAAGAACAUGUAUCAGUGAAUAGAUAUGGUUCAGAAGCAUACAUGAAUAACUUUGGUUCAUCAGAGUGAACAUUCAAUAAUGAGUGGUGCAGCUUUGGGACUCGAGAUUGUUUUUGUCUUUUUUCUGGCGUUAUUCCUACUUCAUCGAUACGGAGACUUUAAGAAACAGCAUAGACUUGUAAUUGUUGGAACACUGCUUGCUUGGUAUCUCUGCUUUCUUAUCGUCUUCAUACUGCCUCUGGAUGUUAGUACGACAAUAUACAACCGGUGCAGGCAUGCCGCUGCAAAUUCCAGCCCUCCUGAAAAUAACAGUACAGCAAUUGUUACCCCAGUUCCAAGCCAACAUCCAUGUUUUAAGCCAUGGAGUUACAUUCCUGAUGGAAUCAUGCCAAUUUUCUGGAGGGUAGUAUAUUGGACAUCACAAUUUUUAACAUGGAUUCUCUUACCUUUCAUGCAGUCAUAUGCAAGAUCUGGAGGGUUUUCUAUCACUGGAAAAAUAAAAACUGCACUGAUUGAGAAUGCAAUCUAUUAUGGCACCUAUUUGCUGAUUUUUGGAGCAUUUUUAAUUUAUGUAGCUGUAAACCCACGUUUACAUUUAGAAUGGAACCAACUUCAGACAAUUGGAAUAGCUGCUGCCAAUACAUGGGGUCUAUUUCUUCUUGUGUUGUUGUUGGGGUAUGGCUUGGUGGAAAUUCCUCGGUCAUACUGGAAUGGAGCUAAAAGGGGUUAUCUACUUAUGAAAACUUAUUUCAAGGCAGCCAAACUGAUGACAGAGAAAGCAGAUGCAGAAGAGAAUUUGGAAGAUGUUAUGGAGGAGGUUCGUAAAGUCAAUGAAAGCAUCAAGUAUAACCACCCAUUAAGAAAAUGUGUUGAUACAAUACUUAAAAAGUGUCCUACAGAGUAUCAGGAAAAAAUGGGUAGGAACAUGGAUGAUUAUGAAGAUUUUGAUGAAAAGCGUAAUACCUAUCCAAGUGAAAAGAGUCUGGUAAAAUUACAUAAACAGGUGAUUUAUUCAGUUCAGAGGCACCGUCGAACUCAAGUACAAUGGCAGAUUCUCUUGGAACAGGCAUUUUAUCUAGAAGAUGUAGCGAAAAAUGAAACUAGUGCAACUCAUCAGUUUGUUCACACCUUUCAAUCACCAGAGCCUGAAAAUCGAUUUAUCCAGUAUUUUUAUAAUCCUACAGUUGAAUGGUACUGGGAAUGUCUUUUGCGACCAUGGUUUUACAGGAUACUUGCUGUGGUUUUGUCUAUCUUCUCUGUGAUUGUUGUGUGGUCAGAGUGCACAUUCUUUAGCACAACUCCUGUCUUAUCCCUCUUUGCAGUCUUCAUACAGCUGGCAGAAAGAACUUACAAUUAUAUUUAUAUUGAGAUUGCUUGCUUUCUGUCUAUCUUCUUCCUAAGUAUCUGUGUUUAUUCUACUGUAUUUAGGAUUCGUGUAUUUAACUAUUAUUACUUGGCUUCACAUCACCAGACUGAUGCUUACAGUCUUCUUUUCAGUGGCAUGUUAUUUUGCCGCUUGACUCCUCCUUUAUGUCUUAAUUUCUUGGGUCUGACCCAUAUGGAUUCAUCCAUCUCUCACAAGAAUACUCAACCAACUGCUUAUACAUCUAUUAUGGGUUCCAUGAAAGUUUUAUCCUUUAUUGCAGAUGGAUUCUAUAUUUAUUAUCCUAUGUUAGUGGUAAUUCUCUGCAUUGCUACUUAUUUUAGUUUGGGAACCCGUUGUUUGAAUCUGCUUGGUUUCCAGCAGUUCAUGGGUGAUAAUGAUAUGACAUCAGAUUUAGUUGAUGAAGGAAAAGAAUUAAUCAGACGAGAAAAGAGAAAAAGGCAAAGGCAAGAAGAAGGUGAAAAUCGAAGAAGAGAAUGGAAAGAACGUUAUGGACAUAAUAGAGAAGAUUCCACUAGAAACAGAAAUGUUCAUCCUGACCCAAAAGAGUCAAAUUUCUCAGAUAUCAAUACCAAUUGGUCAUCCAAAUAUACCAGAGCUAAUAAUAAAACUGAAAGGGACCGAAUAGAACUUCUCCAAGAUGCAGAACCUUUGGAUUUUAAUGCAGAAACAUUCACUGAUGAUCCUCUUGAAUCUGAAUCAGGAAGGUAUCAACCUGGUGGACGAUAUCUCUCAAUGUCUUCCAGCAUAAUAUUUGAUGAUGUCUAAAGUCUGGAAAAAUUCAUGCAAUGACUAAUGAAGAUCAAAACAUAAGUUCAGUCUUUAUGAACAUCUCUGUGCCACAGAAUUUCCUCUGUACUCUCAGUGAAAUGUCAGAACAACAAAAAGGCACUGAGAAUUAAUUACAUCUUAGUAAUAAUAGUUUAUUGUUCCCUGAGUUAGAGUAUCAUCUUUUCUAUUAGGAUUUAUUGCACCAUUCCCUAAGUGUCUGCCUUAGGAAUACGGUCACAAUAGAAGGAUUUAAUUCAUGAUAAAGAUCAGUAUAUGUUGAGAACAUGUAAUCCAGUUUGUUUCAGUUAUUUUUUUUCAGGAGAGUUAUAUUAAAGGUCCAAGAAAGCCAUAAGUCAUACUAAAUAAUAUUAUACAGUUUUAUUAUUGUGAUUAUAUUUUUGCUGUUUCUAAAAAGUAUGUUCAACCUAUAUUUCCCAAAGAAAUAUAAAUGAGUGGAGACCUCAGAUAACAACCAUAUUCUCAAAACCUAUGUCUUAAAAUAAGACUUGCUUAUCAGACAUAACUGAAUGUAAAAAAGCUCUUUUUCAAGGCUGUGUGUAAAUUAGUGGAGGUUUUUGCAUGCAUUACUAAAAUUAUAAUUUAACUGAUAGCAUUAGUGUCUUUAGGAUGUAUACUCUAAUCAAGUAAUACAGUAUUCUUUCAGUCCUUGUAGUAAAUGGAAUUUUUUAUGAUUUUGGUAUUCCUCUGUAAAACAAUUUCAUUUAAGAGAGAAAUUUUUACUUUUAGCAUUUAGUAUAUUGAUUUCAGUGUUGAUUUUUCCAUUGAAGGAGAAAUUCUAAGCAUUAAUGGUGAAUAGUUUUAUUUGUUUUAAUAACCAAAGAGUUCCAAAAAUUCUCUCAUAUUUAAAGGUGCCUGUUUACACUUUUUAAAAGAAAAAUCUGGUUAUUCAAAGGUUAAGAAAUGAAUCCAUUUACUUUUAUUGCUAGCACUUAAAUUGUUGUUUAUAGAAAACAGAAAACUGAAUUAGAAUGAAAAUGUAAAAUAAUAACUUGUUGGUUAAACAUGCUUAUUAUUUUCAAUUGCUUGUUUUAAUCUUUUUGUUUAAGUCAAAGUUAGAUAUUUAUUUUAAAACAUCAUAGCUUUAUUGCAAAGUGAACAUGAUUAAAUGUAACAUGCUUGGCAGAGAAGUUUUUGUGGCACUGAAAUAUUUGUACAAUAUUUCAAAUCCCAUGCUAUAUUUGAUGACCAUACUUGAGCUUGCCCAGAUCAAGUUUCAGUUUAAUACCUAUUAUCCUUGUAAUUAUUACUUUCACUCUCAGCUGUGUCAGUUUGAAGAUGAAUUAUAUGGUCAUCCUAAUAAUGUGCUCUAUGUUUCUUGAAGCUAAUCUUUUCUUGAGUCAUAAAUUUAAAAUUUUCAUUUCUCUCUUUAAUGAGUGUUAUCAUGUAAUGUUUUAAAGACAGUUCUAUGAAGAUACUGAAAAAAAUAGUACGUCAUCCUAAUUAUCUGAUUUUUUUUAAAUUUUGUGUUUUUAUAAUCUUUGAUAUUUGGUCCCUUUAAAAUAAUUAUCAGUGGAUAUAUUUACUAUUGAUUGAAGGUCAUAGAGACUGCUUAUUUGAGGAUACGUAUACCUUUUUUUUGGGUGGAGGGGUUACCAGAAAUUGAACUCAGGGGUACUCAACCACUGAGCCACAUCCCCAGCCCUAUUUUGUAUUUUAUGUAGAGACAGGGUCUCACUGAGUUGUUUAAUGCCUCGCCAUUGCUGAGGCUGGCUUUGAACUUGUGAUCCUCUCGCCUCAGUCUUCUGAGCCUCUGGGAUUACAGGCACACGCCAUCACGCCUGAGGAGGACACCUAUACCUUUUAUUGUGCUGUGUGGUCUGAGAGCAGUAGGCCAGAAGCAGUAAUUUAAUACCAUUUGUAAUUUCAGAAUUUACCUUAGGCAGAUCAUGUGACCUUUCAGUGCCUCAAUUUCUUCAUUUGCAAUUGAAGAUGACACUGCUGUUUAUCUACAGAUCUACCUCACAAAACUAUUGUGAGGAAAUUGAGUUGAUGCACUGGAAUUUAGAAAGACAAAAACAAGUUGUUAGCUAUGUUAUUUUUCCUAGUGGUGCUUGAAGGUGUUGCAUGGUAGAAAUGAUCUUCCCAGAAAGAGGUCUGAUUUCUCAUUAUUACACAGAAGACCACAAGUCCACAGAGCAAAAAAAAAAAAACCUCUUUUUGGACUAAUUCAUCAGAAGUCCCAUGAAAAUUGUGUUUUAUUAUUUAGUGUUUGGUUCACUUUGUAAUAUUUUUCCUUAGCAGAAUGUUGUUUCUCAUCAGGUUUUUCCAUGAUAUUCUGAUGCUGUUGUACAAGUAGAAACAAAAAAGAAAAUUUCCAAUUACUAUUAUACUAUCUUUUAUAGCACCCUAAGGUAAAUUGAUAAGAAUAUAUAAAGGAAUCUUACUUCUUUCCUUUACUAUUAAAUUUUUAUCAUUAUAAUAAUUGAAGCAUAUAUGUAUACACAUAUACUUUGCAGAUAGUAUAUGUUCAAUUAUGACUUUUGAAUUAUUUCCAAAAUAAUUCAUGGUUAUUUCAGUGAUCCAGAGUAUUCAAAUUUUAAAGCAGAAUUUAUCUUAUAGGAUUUUGUAUACAAUCAUAUACAAAAGUUACUUUUGCUGGGUAAAUUUGAGUUCAGAAGACAAUGAUUUAACCCCUAAAGACUCAGUUCAUUUCUGGAGGUCUAAGUUAAUAUUUUUUUAAACCACUUUGUGUAGAAAACCCAUGGUAUUUGCAAAAAUUUUUUCCUUUUUGUUUUUGGUACCAAGGUUUGAACUCAGGGGUACUUGACCACUGAGUCACAUCCCCAGCCCUAUUUUGUAUUUUAUUUAGAGACAGGGUCUUAGUGAGUUGCUUAGUGCCUCACCAUUGGUGAGACUGGCUUUGAACUUGGGAUUCUCCUGUCUCAGCCUCCCAACCCUCCCACACCUCUUACAGGUGUGCACCACCAUGCCUGGCACAUUUUUCUAUCUUGAGAAGCUUAUUAACAUAUAAUGACAUCUGUUGCAAAAUACUGCAACCAAAUUCAUCUACUUUACAUACAAAAUGCACUUCUUGAAAAAAGUAUUUCUGGCAAUUACUUUUUUUUUUUUUUUUUUAGUAUCCUGGGAUCGAACCCAGUGCCUCAUGCAUACCAGUCAAGUGCUUUACCACUGAGCCACAUCCCCAGCCCUCUGGCAAUUACUUUUUGAUGUCUUUCUUACAUGUUAAUAAAUAUCUGGUUAGAAUUUUCUAAAUUAUUAUUAUUUUUUUAGAUAGUUAUUAGGUAUGGUUAUUCUACAAGCCAGUAAUUCAAAGUAACCAUUGCAGAAAGUAAUUAUAAUCUGUAAUUUUCAUGAAUCACCUAUAAUUAACUUUUAACUUAAUCACCUGUAAUUAACUAAUUAACUUUUUUUACUACUUAAAUAACAUGUUAUCAAUAGAGCAUUUUGUAAAAAAAGAAUUCUUAAGAGAUAAAGUCUAAUUAUUAAAAUUGGCUCUCUUACCAAAUGAAAAUAAGGGCAUUACAAUAAUUGCAUCACACAGAAGGCCCUCACUUCACAAAAGUAGUAAUAGCUAAAUCAAAACAUUAAAGGUUUUCGCUUUAUAAAAGAAUAAAUCAAACAAUUCAAUAAUCCAAACAUUCAGAAAUAAAUGCUGCUAUUUGUUUUUGGCCUCUACUUUUUGUUUAGAUCAUCAGUUCGAAAAUUUAUGCAGAAUGUAUACCCAAAUCAAUGUAAAGGAAAAGUCAGUGUAUGUUUCUUUAAAAUUAUGUUUCAGCAUGUUAAUGAAAAAAUUGCAUUUUUCUUUAAUAGCACAUCUAAUUUUUUAUACCUUUAAUGAGUUUACAGAAUGUUCUUGUGAUAUGUUGAUUACUAUAUUAAAGAGAAAAAUAAACUCUCUAUUAGGAUUCACACUGUUUAGUAAGGUUAAGUUUUGUACUUGUGAUUUGAGUGGGAAAGUGUAUUUUUGCACUAAGAGACAAAAUUUGUCCUGAGACAUGUUAGCAUACUUGAACUCCAAAGUAUAAUGGAUCGUAUUAUAUUAAAUCCUAAAUGUUAAGAAGUAAAUGUAUUUAGGGUUUUGUCUUUCUUUUCUGCCUCCUUUUCUCAUUUUAUUUAUGUCUUCCUUUCUGAGACCUCUUUCUAGUAUGACUUCAGUGUGUUGACAGAUUUUUCUUCUAUUUGUUUUUGUGUAAAUUUGUUUUGAUGAGCAGUACACUCAAAAGGAACUACUUCUGACUACAAAUCACACUACUUGAAAUAACAGUAUUGUACUUAAAGUAGUGAAACAGGUUUUGCUAGAUAGCUAAGCAACAUCUGGAUGUAAAUGUGAAGUAUGCUGGCUCAGUUGUGUUGUCUGUUAGGUCACCAAGGAGAGUACUUCAGUAAAAUGAAUUGUUUUCAGUAAGUUUUAGCAUAGGAAAUGGAUUUCCAAAUUUAAAAACCCCAAAACGUUAAGAACCUUGUGACCUUUUUCAUGAAAAGUGAUUCAUAAAUAAUAUAAAUUAUUAAAACUUUCCUUAGGAUAAUUGAAACAAUAUAAGAGGCAUCUUCCAUAUGAAUUCCCCUUUGUGUAGGGUACUUCAACUCAGAGGCUUUUUCAAGAAGAUUGGGAAACUAGGCGGUGUAACCCACUUCUCCAGCUCCUAGAAUCAGGCCUUUUGAGUCAUCUCUCUUAGCAGGACAGACAUGAGUCUGAUCCUAUUUUUUCUAUUGCAAAGGGAACAUUCUUUCUGUGCUUAGCCUGGUUUAACUAAAAAUUUUCCCCCGCCAUUUUCAAAAGAUUUGUCUAUUGAGGUAAACUGAGGUGUUGCUAUAAUUUUAAAUUUCUUAAUAAAGACUAUUCACAUUUUUCUCUUUUCAUAGGUGUUCUAAAAGACAUUUGUUUGUGAUACAUUCUUUGGGAAAAAUUAGCACUCCCCCCCCAAAAAAAAAACCUUUUCUUUUGUGGUUAUCUUCAUCUAAAAUCAUUUUGUAAAAGGAAAAUUUUACUGUACUUGGUGCAAAAGAACAGAAAGAGUGGCUUACUGUGGCAGACAUGUAAAGUCAUAAUUUAUUAAACUGUACAGCACUAUUUAGAGUUGAUAUUAUUGACAUAAAUCUUACCAACCUAUAUACUUACAUCUGUAUUUAUCACAAGAAUGGUGACUAGCAUCUUCCCUACUUAGCAUAUUAAGUUGUAGGGGAGAGACCGUGUAUUUAUUUUUUAAAGCAAUCCAAUGGAUUUGUUUUUGUCCAUAUUUUGAAACCAACUUGAAGGAUUUUCUCAUUUUAGAAUGUAGAGAAUAUGUGGACUUGCUUUUAAAAUUACUGUACCCUAACAUAUAUUUAUAUAUUAUAGGAUUGAAAAAUACAAAAGAACUCUAAUAUUGAUGUUAUUACUUCAUGGUAUUUAAUUUUUAUAAAUGUUUUUGUAAGUAAUUGUAGUUUUGCUUUUAAAAUGUCUAAAACUAUUUCUCAAAUAAGUUCUGACCAGACCCUUUUCCUUAGGACAAUAAAUUCUAAGCUUCAGUAGUCUAAUGUGGAUUUGAAAUAUUCCCACAAUCUCUUCAGUAUGUUUUUGUAUAUACCAAUAUCCAAGCAAAGUAUACCAAAAGGCUAAUUUCCAUGUUGCAUUAAUAAAGUGCUUGUUAUUUUGCCUUCUUCUAAUUCAGUUGAUUAGGUGAAAUAAAAGAUAAAUUUCUCAAAUGUGCAUUUGAUUAUGAUUUUUCAAAAUGUUCAUUCACUGUGUUCAUUUUUGGUGCAUGAUGCCAAAUUUCAUUUUAAUCAGUCAUUAUUACCUGAUAUGUAAUGACGGAUGUUUUCCUAUCUGAUCAGUGGGUUGUAGAUUGAACUAUUUUUCUCUUUAGAUGUAGAUUCUCAGUACAAUUUCAAACAUGUAUUUGGGGAAAGCUGCAAAGUGCUAUCUAUAAGUAAGUUAGCAUCAUUGGCCUUAUCUGUGCAUAAUGUUCUCUCAGUUUGAAUUUGACAGAUUUAUUGACUUGCAGCUCCUUUGUAGUAUUGUAACUUAUUGUGAUGUAAUGAAUUUUUGAAAUGUUUAUAUGAUUAGUUGUUAAAAUAUAGGAAAUUAUGUAGCUUUGCAUGAAAUAAACAUUUCUCUAAGUUAUGAAGAA